CCGUCCCACUUUCAUACAUAUAAGCUCCUUUUUUCACAAGUUACCCCUAAAAAAGCUUAAGACUUACUUACACUUCUUUACAAACCUCUACUCCAAGCAACUUACUUACUUACAAGAGAAAGAGACCAAAAAAGAAGAGGUUAGCUAGUUUAAGGAGGUGGGUGUUUGUUUUUGCUCAUUUAGGAAUGAAAGUGCCCGUUUCCACCCCUCAAACUUGCAACACCGUCACUGGAAAACCAAUCUCCGCCGACAACAACAACAACUUCAACACCACUUUCCAUUCUCCUAGUAGCAACAUCAGUAGCAACAACAACAGCAACAGCAACAACAACAACAACAACAACUUGUGUUACGAGCCUACAUCGGUCCUUGACCUCCAACGUAGUCCUAGUAGCCCCGCGGGUGCUACCAAGACUGUCACCAGUACUCCACCACCUCAACCUCCAUCUUCAGAUACGACGAAGAAUAACAACAACGUUGAUCUGGACAAUUUAGAGGGUUGGGAUUCAAUCCUGUCUGAACUGGGGCUUACUGAUGAUUCAAACUCCAAUAAUCCAAAACUUUUAUUAUCCCAAAUUAGUCCAUGUGAUUCAUCUCACCUUACACAAGUCCUCCCUGAUUUUCCAUCCUCUCAAAAUCAUUUCACCCAAAAUCAUCCCCCUUUAGACCUACCCUCAGAUUACGCCAACUUCUGCGAUUUCUCCUACAACCAAAACCUCAACCCGAAUUUCAGCCCCUUCGAUCAUCACCAACAGCAACAGCAACAACAACAACUUCAUCAUCAUCAUCAGACCACGGCAGCUAAUAACACGUCUUUCGGACUCGAUUUCCUUGACGACCUCAUACGUGCAGCUCAAGCCUUCGAAUCCAACGCCUCACAACAAGUACACUUGAUAUUGGCACGGCUCAAUCAACGUCUCAGAUCACCCGUUGGUAAACCCCUUCAGAGAGCUGCCUUCUACUUCAAGGAAGCUCUCCAACACCUCACCACCACAACCAACAAUAAUUCAUCAUCACCUCGACCACCUCGGCUUUCCUCGUAUGAGGUGGUCCAAACCAUACGGGCUCGCAAAGCAUUCUCGGGGAUCUCCCCCGUGUCUCUCUUCUCCACCUUCGCCGCCAACCAAGCCAUCCUCGAAGCCGUUGUCGAUGGAACAUCUCCCUUUAUCCAUAUCAUCGAUUUCGACAUCGGUUUUGGAGGUCAUUGGGCGUCCUUCAUGCGAGAACUCGUAGACAAAGCAACCGAUCAAACCACCAAGAUGAGCACUUCCAUAAUAUUAAGGAUCACGGCGAUUGUUCCAGAAGAGUUUGGUAUUGAGAGUAAGCUAGUUAAGGAAAAUCUCAUGCAAUUUGCACGUGAUCUUAACCUUAAUUUUCAUAUAGAUUUUGUGUUAAUACCAACUUUUGAGAUAUUAUCAUUUAAGUCUAUGAAGAUUAUGGAGGGUGAAAAGCUAGCUGUUCAUCUUUCUCCUGCGGUGUUUAACCGGUUUUCGAAUAAUUCCCGAAGCGGGAUAUCGAAGUUUCUCGGCGAUCUCCGAGGAAUAUCGCCGAGCUGUGUCGUGGUGGUUGACAAGGAGGUCGGAAUUGACGCCGGUACGGCGUCGUUUGGACCGACUUUCCUUGCUGGGAUUGAAUUCUACACCGGGAUGAUAGAGUCGAUCGAGGUGGCCGCCGCCAGUGGAUUCGCAGGCGGCGGGUUUUCUGUCGGCGGGGAUUGCCUCAGGAGGAUUGAGACGUUCGUGCUGCGGCCGAGGAUUUUUGCGGUGGUGGAAGCGGCGGCGAGGGUGGCGGCUGGGAGGCGGACGUCGUGGAGGGAGGCGUUUGUGGCAGCGGGGAUGAGGGCUGUUGGGUUCAGUCAAUUUGCUGAUUUUCAAGCAGAGUGUUUGUUAAGGAGGGCUCAGGUUGCCGGGUUCCACGUGGCGAAACGUCAUGGGGAGAUGAUGUUGUUUUGGCAUGAUCGGCCCCUCAUCGCCACAUCAGCUUGGCGGUGUUAAGCCGGUACCGCCACGUAAGCCGUACUCCACUAAUUUUAUGGAGGGUAUUUAACAUUAAUUAGUAAUUUUGCACCCUAUAAUUAUAUAAUUAGAGUGCAUUAAUCUGUACUUUUGCCAAUUGCUAAAUGUCUAAAUUUAGGGGGGUGGAAAGUGUCAAAACUUUAUAGUAAAAUAGAGUGCAAAUGAUAUUGUCCAUGUGAAUUAUUGUAGGUAAAACUCUACAGAUCAUGAAAAGGGGAGAGAGAAAAUCAUACCUUAAUUACAUGUCACGUCGGACAUUAUAUCAAGUUUAAUUAGCUUUAAUGAAAUGUAAUUUAGUUCUUAAGUUUUUGUUGGGUAAAUAAUUUAGUGAGAGGGCGAAGGUAAGGGAAUUACAUGAUGGUACUAAGUUGUUCCUACCUUAUAAAAAUGGUGUGUUUUAAUUGGAUCGGAGUACUAAAACAUUUGAACUCGGAGAUAGAUGCUAGUUGUUCCUUCUGUUAAGUUGGAGAGAGGCUUAGAAUGGUUAUUAGGCCUAUCACUUACUACAUAUUAGGUCAACUAAACCACUAUAGUUCUAUAAUACAUGUAGUAGUAACACUAUGUAUUGGGGUUGGUUCAAUUCCGUUGUUCAAUUUCUGGAAACUUUUAUGUUACUCAUGAAUUUAGUGUAUCAUGACUCUUUUAUCAAUUUUACUCA
This is a messenger RNA of Chenopodium quinoa (quinoa), 2673 nucleotides long. RefSeq names its product scarecrow-like protein 15. Bases 186 to 1994 code for a protein of 602 amino acids. The record is from RefSeq and is a predicted model, not a curated record. NCBI's taxonomy places the organism in Eukaryota, Viridiplantae, Streptophyta, Magnoliopsida, Caryophyllales, Amaranthaceae. The transcript has a single exon. Gene Ontology annotation, molecular function: sequence-specific DNA binding; DNA-binding transcription factor activity. Gene Ontology annotation, biological process: regulation of DNA-templated transcription. Gene Ontology annotation, cellular component: nucleus.